This is a messenger RNA of Cylicocyclus nassatus, 992 nucleotides long. NCBI's taxonomy places the organism in Eukaryota, Metazoa, Nematoda, Chromadorea, Rhabditida, Strongylidae. The record is from the annotation of a GenBank genome assembly.
AGGUUCCGGGCAACGCAACCGUUGCUCAGUUGUAUUGUAGUUGUUGCUUUACACAAGCUUGGAUAUAAAAGGGAUAAAGAAGAGACAGGAAAAUCUUUUUUCAAGAUGCUGUCAGUGUUCCUGAUAUGGUCCACCCUGUUCCGGGAAGUAGCGUUAGUGUCAGCAGCUAAGUGUAAAAUGGCUGUUGAAGCAGCAAAAGCAGUCACUGCGGCUCAUAAUAGACUCAGAGCAAAUAUUGCAACACGCAAACUGGAUAAAACGACUUUUGGAAACCUACCUGGAUCGAAGAGCCUUUUCAAGCUGGAGUAUGAGUGCACUCACGAAGUCUUAGCCUCGCAAGUUAUUGGACAGCAAUGUAAAUAUUUACCAUUAAGCAAGAAAUUGUCAGCAAAAGGACAUAACUUCAUAACGUACAGAAGAAAUAAAGAGCCCGACAGUGCUAUGCUGAUAGAGAUGUUUGGGCUCGCCGUGCAUGACUGGAGCGAUACAGUCCAUGAAGGGGGACCUCUAAGUUCGAGUGUGGUAUACUCCAGCGAUUCCAUGGAACCUUUCGCAAAUAUGAUCUAUAACAGGACAUUGCAUUUUGGAUGUGCUUAUCGGUUCUGCAAGGCUAAAAAGAAAGUCGCUAUUGCGUGUGCAUACGAGAAAAAGAGAGGCUGCUUUAAAAAUAAAUCGUGCAAGAAGAUAUUCAAAAACGCUGUUUGUGCGGUUGACAACGGCGAAAUUGGCCCUCUUUGUGAGCUGCAUUCGACAAGUUUGACAGCUUCACCAACUAAAAUAUCUUCUGCUUUGCCAAAUGAAACAGCAGUCGCUCCUAAGAAACGCGUGUCUUUAGCAGAAAUCAACGAAACUUCCACUGUGUUAUCCACAACAGCAGAGAAUGCAAGUUCGACGUAUUUGUCCUGGUUCUGUGUGGCUCAGCUACUUCUAUUGUCAGGAUUGACGAAGAUUAUCAGUGCAAUCUGAGAACUUCAAAUAAGUCUGUAUCUGUU